GCAGUGCGACAGACUGGCGACCUGUACAGGGUGAACCCCGCCUCUCGCCCGAAACGUUCACUGGAGAUUGACACCAGCACCUCUCCCGACCCCACCGGGUACAAGCGGGGACGAGGCUGUACAGAAAAUGGAUGGAUGGAUGGAUGGGUUUGUAGCACAAAAAGUUCCAGAAAUAAUCAGCUAUUUUGGUAGCAUUAUAUGGCAUUUUAUGCUUUUAUUAAUCUAUUUUUUCUAAACUGAGAAAAUUUGUGGAUAAUUUUACCACAGCGGAAUUUAAUUUUGGUUUUUUUUUGUGAAAGACACUGCAUUGCUUUAGGUUUAGCAACGUAAGAGGAACGUUUUCUUUAUUUUCUUGUUUCCACCGGAUCCUGUUUGAUGCGCACUGUCGAGAUUUUGUUUCCUUAGCAACAAUCCCCGCGAUAGCAACAAUGUAUCACACCUAUCAACGAAAGAGACAAUGCAACAAUUCAAAAUUUUAGUUGGCGGUCUGCUCUCUUUCCCCCAUAGACUGAUAUAGUGAAUCGUUGCCAUAUUGUUUUUUUUUUUCCCCUACAAAAUGUCUUUUCAGGAAUCAACUCGUCCCCCCGAUGAUGAUGAGGUUUUCUACAUGCAGUGUCGAGCUGCUUAUCUUGCUGUGUUCCGAUCAAGUUUGUCUAAUAUAUCUUCAAAACAGCAGUUGUGUCGGGUUCUCCAGCAGGCUGGUAGGAAUCCGUCCCAUGCGACUCUCAAUAAAUACUGGACUUCUAGAACAUCUAAGCUAAACUUUGAUGACUUCUGCGAGAUUCUGAAAUGCGAAAGGAAAACCGAGGAGGCUGAGAUAAUGAGAGCUUUCAGAAAACUAGAUGUAAACUGUGACGGCUACAUCACACACAGCGUACUGGAGAAGGCUCUAACAUCUAGCGGCGAGAAGAUGACAGCGGAGGAGGUAAAUGCUGUUUGUUCAUUGUCAGACAUAAACAAGGAUGGAAAACUGGACUAUGCUGAGUUCUGCCGGCGGCUUGUUUCUACAACGGAGCAGUGUCAAACGGCUGCUCUGGACAAGCUGGAAGCUGACGCUAAGCUAAAGAGGCAGAACUUUGGCAGCCAGUUGUACAGCCCUCCUAAAAGCUCAGUGGCAUCAGCAUCAUCUGUAUCACCAGCUCAACAUGCGGAAUCAGACUCCACUGUCAAAAAAGACAGCCAGUCCUCUUCUCGUCCUCCUUCUGCUCGCAGCAGACGGUCGUCCCUGUCAAACUCAGUCACAGUGGCAUCCAGCAGCAGUAAGGCAGGCAAAGUUCAGGAACCGUCAGGUUUACAGGAUUGGCAUCACUGCUUUAUGAAAGGCUGCUUCUUUGUGGACGAUAAGGGCAGCAUUAGCUCUCUGCAGUACCACCUUCAUCUUCCUCAGAAAACCAGUGUCUAUCUAACCAUUCAGCCGCUGAGCCUCAGCCACAGACCUGAUAAGCCUCCAGCAUGGAUGAAUGUGGACACGGCUGUUUUUGUCAUGACAGCAGGUGAAACCAAAGAAGACUCGGCUUUAGUGUGUUUCACCGAAUCAAAAGACAAAGAAAAAUAUGUUUGGAAAGGAGAACUAAACGCUGGGACUUACCGCCUGCUUCCCUUCACCAGUGGCUGCAGGUUAAAGAAACAAAACAAAACUAACUUUUCGGAUAAAUCUGUCAAACUUGUCUACAAGACAGACACAGGAGAACUAGACCUCACUAGCGAGCUGAGGGAGGUGCUGUCUGAAAUCUUUGAGAUGAUUGACCUGGAUGGGAAUGGUUUGCUAAGCCUGGAUGAGUACAACCUGUUUGAGCUGAGGACCAGUGGGGAGAAGUGUGACCAGGAUGCCUGGGCCGUGUGCAAAGAAAACUUUGAUAUGAGGAAAAACCAGCUGACGCGGCAGGGUUUUAUGGAGCUGAACCUGAUGGAGGCCACAGAGAAAGAUGGAGACCCUGCAGACCUUUGGGUGACCCUGGAAUCUAUGGGUUACAAUCAUAUGCUGGAGUUAGUAGAGGCAUGUCCAUUCCAAAUAGAUGUACACUGUGAAGGUACUCAGCCAUCCAUGCAGCCACUUUGCUUGGACUCAGGCACCAAGCUUUUGAACCAAGCCCUCCAGAAGUCCAUCACCUUGAGGUUUGGGGCCAAAGCACUUCGAGGGCAUGACAACGUCUUCAUCUACACCUACAGAGGAGACCACCGGAUUUCCUCCCUCAUAGUCAACAAGGCCAAUCAGAAGGUGACGGUUCAUGUAAACAACGAGCAGAGCAGGAACUGCUGCAGCAGCAGAGGGAUGGCUAUGUUUGCUAUUGAAGUUCCAGCCAGGACCAAAAUGGUGUGCCAACACGUGCUACCCAUUAAUGAAAAGCAGGAAUGGGUCUAUAACUGCGUGGAGACCAGUUUACCCAGCACAUAAAGCUGAAACUGCUGAACAUAUUGCAAUCAUAAGAAGGUUGUACUACAGAAAGACUCUCUGAAGUCUGUGCUGGACGGUUCUACUUCUG
Messenger RNA from Poecilia latipinna (sailfin molly), 2483 nucleotides. It is a transcript of the gene efcab7, whose product is annotated as EF-hand calcium binding domain 7. Gene Ontology annotation, cellular component: ciliary membrane; plasma membrane protein complex. Gene Ontology annotation, molecular function: calcium ion binding. Bases 557 to 2395 code for a protein of 612 amino acids. The transcript is spliced from 13 exons. The record is from RefSeq and is a predicted model, not a curated record. Lineage: Eukaryota; Metazoa; Chordata; Actinopteri; Cyprinodontiformes; Poeciliidae. Gene Ontology annotation, biological process: positive regulation of protein localization to ciliary membrane.